AUGCCUCGCUUCGCGGUCCCAGCAGCGCCAAAGUGCGCCAGGUGCAAUACUUCGGUGUUUCUCGCGGAGCAAGUCAUUGGUCCAGCGUCAAGACCCUACCACAAGACGUGUCUCACCUGUGUCGUGUGCAACAAGCGUCUCGAUUCGACCUUGCUCGUGGAGCACGACGGCGAACCUUACUGCAAAAACUGCCAUAGGGAGCAUCUGGGUACGGGCAAAGGUGGAUUCGCCAAAGCCGUCUCGCUCAAUCCGACAUCGCCCAAGUCGCCACGCUCUCCAGUGAACAAUCUCUCGAAUGCCACGCGAAGCCCGCUCAGCACUCCUUCUCGGGCAGGAGCUUCUCUGGCCCAGCAGCAAUAUAGUACACCCGAGACCACCCUCAGCAGAGGGCUGUCCGAUUCGGCGAGGCGCUCCCCGAGUCCAACCAAGUUCGCGCCAGGAGCAUCGCUCGUAGGAAGCCAGGACCAGGUGCCCGGCAUCAGUAUACGCUCGCGAGGGAUGGGCGCGACGAGUCCGCUUGCCUCUCCUCCGUCUCCCACCAAGGCUGCGCCGUCCUCGGUCUUCCCCGCUCGCUCCACUCCUGGACGCGCCGGCGGCUCAAAUAGCUCCACAGCCCCCAUCCGAUCUAUCGACGAGGCGAUUGCUGCGGGAAGCAUAGACAUGGACGAUCCUGUUGCACGAAUCCAGGCUGCCGUCGGGGGUAUGAGUCUCGGCAGCACGCCGUCCAGACCAACUCCUACCUUUGCCAACGACGACGACUUUGACGAGAACACGCAUGUGCCCGGGCCCAGCCAGUCUGUGACUGGCCACACCAUUCCCUCGGUGGACUACUACGCUACACCCUCACCACCUCCGGUCCAGAAUCGCGCCAGUCCCUCCACCAAGUCGCAGUACACCGAAGAAGCAUCGUUUGCAGAUGACGGCACACCCAUCACCAUCCAGACGCGGCGCAUCGCCGCUACAGACACGAUCGGAUCCAUCCGCUUCUCCGGCACGGCCAACGGAACAAACUCCCCCACGCCCGCGCCCAAAGUCAACACCCAGUCUCCGCUUGCAGCGAUCGGGCAACUGCCACCAGCGCGUCGACCGGACCCCAAAACCCUCACCGGCGCCUCUGGGACCGCCAAGAUUGCUCCUCCACGCACCCUCACCAACCCAGCCAUCGCCUCCUCCUCGAGCUCUGACGACCAGCUUGGCACGCGCCGCAAGAGCGGCAUCGACCGUAUUGGUCUCAGCUCGAGUAUCGUCGACGCCAGUGGCGGCACCCCGCUGUGUGCACGCUGUGUGCGACCCGUCUACUUUGCCGAACAAAAAGCCGCGGCGGGGCGCAAGUGGCACAGAGGCUGCCUGCGCUGCGACGGAUGCAACACGACGCUCGAGAGCGGCAAACUGGAGGAAGGCCCUGCGGAGAAGAGUCCCGCAGCUCCGCAGGGUGGAGCCAACGUGUGGUGCCGGAUCUGCUACGCCAAGUACUUUGGGCCCAAAAAUCUUGCGGUUGGCUUGUCGUUGCCUGAGACCAUGCGGUGA
Messenger RNA from Sporisorium graminicola, 1527 nucleotides. RefSeq lists its product as uncharacterized. Gene Ontology annotation, biological process: actin cytoskeleton organization. Bases 1 to 1527 code for a protein of 508 amino acids. The record is from RefSeq and is a predicted model, not a curated record. Gene Ontology annotation, cellular component: cytoplasm. The transcript has a single exon. Lineage: Eukaryota; Fungi; Basidiomycota; Ustilaginomycetes; Ustilaginales; Ustilaginaceae.